Messenger RNA from Erigeron canadensis, 1299 nucleotides. RefSeq lists its product as uncharacterized. Bases 1 to 1299 code for a protein of 432 amino acids. The transcript has a single exon. The record is from RefSeq and is a predicted model, not a curated record. NCBI's taxonomy places the organism in Eukaryota, Viridiplantae, Streptophyta, Magnoliopsida, Asterales, Asteraceae.
AUGUUUGAUCAUGACAUGCAAGGGUUGUUGAAUGAUAUUAACCGUACAGUAGAAAAUAUCACUCAAGCAGUUGUUGGUGAUGCUGAAAAUGAUAUUUCUCAUUUGAACAAUGAUGCGGAGCCGGAUGCUUCCACCAGUGACUUUUCUGAACUUCUCAACGGUAUUAACGAGAAGGUGUAUCCAAACUCAAAGUAUUACAAGUUAUCUUGUUUGGUGCACUUGUUUCAUUUGAAGUGUCUUAAUGGUUGGAGUAACAAAUCACUUUCUAUGUUAUUGGAGUUUUUGAUAGACUUGUUACCCGAAGGAAAUUUAAUCCUCAAAACGACUCAUCAAGUGAAAAGAAUAUUGAGACACUUGGGUUUAUGUUAUGAGAAAAUAGAUGCAUGCCCUGAUGGCUGCAUGUUAUUUUGGGAGGAGAAGAAGAAAGACGAGGUUUGUUCUUUUUGUGGAACUUCCAGAUGGAAAGUUGUUGAAGAAACAGAUGUUGAAAUUACUGAAACUAAAAAGAAGGCAUCAAACAUUUUAAGAUGGUCCCCGUUAAAGCCUCGUUUACAAAGAUUGUUCGAGUCUUCUAAAACAGCUGACCUUAUGAAGUGGCAUCAUGUAGAUCGUGUUAUAGAUGGAAAGUUACGACAUCCAACUGAUGCAUUAUCAUGGAAAAAUUUUGAUCAGAAGUUUCCUGAUUUUGCUAGUGAUCCACGAAACAUUCGGUUAGCUUUGGCUAGCGAUGGGUUCAAUCCGUUCAAGACAAUGAAUGUGGCAUAUAGUAUUUGGCCCGUUUUCUUGGUUCCAUAUAACUUACCACCAUGGUUAGUUAUGAAACAACCAAACUUUAUUCUGUCACUAAUUAUUCCUGGUCCGAGAAGCCCCGGCAACAAGAUAGAUGUUUACAUGCAACCAUUGGUUAAAGAACUACAAGAGUUAUGGGAGGUUGGAGUUCGAACAUAUGAUGCCUCAACAAAACAACACUUCCAGUUGAAGGCUGCUGUUCUUUCAACAAUUUCUGACUUUCUUGGUUACGGCAUUCUUUAUGGGUGGAGCACGAAAGGAAAACUUGCAUGCCCCUCAUGUGGUUUUGAUACUGAUUCUGAAUGGUUACAACAUGGGAAAAAAUGGUGCUACAUGUGUCAUCGAAGAUGGCUACCAUCUGACCAUCCAUGGCGUAAAGACACUCAAUCCUUUCUUGGCGGUGAGGAAUCAAGAGAUGCUCCUGUUCGUCCUUCAGGUGAGGAGGUCUUGAGGCAAUUGGUUCGUUAUGACUACCUCAAAGAAAAUGAUGGUGACCGUUGGAAAAAGUAA